AUGACGCUAAUACGGGAGCACGCUCCUCCGUCAUAUCAAGAGGUGUCCAACCACAGCCCGCGAGUCCAGCUGCCCAUUGGCGAGUUGCUGUCGCUGGCCCUUGACGGCCGAUCCAUCUACUCGGCUACCAACCCGGAGCUGGUCUACUAUGAGCUGAGCGCUGCUCCUCUGCAGGCGACGUCGCUCAUCUACGUUGUCAAAAAGGUCAAAUAUCGACUCGCCGGGGACUCUCGAGUUCGCAGGCUGAGGACUCGCCAAGACGACAUCUAUCUUUUCCGCGAUGCCUACGUCAACUUCUACGCGCCCCGGCGCAUCGUCAUCGACGGCAAAUCCAGCGAUGCCCGCUGCUACAAGGAGGUCAAGCUGUCGCCGGGCCUCAUGGGCUGGUCAACUUGCACGGCAGCCGGCCACUUCACGGCCAAGACGGGGCUUUCAGAUCGCUGGCGGCAUCACCACCAGGUGAUUUGGAAGGAUGACAGCGGCCGCAUUGUCGCCAUGGAGGACAAGGCCUCGCCUUCUGUGCCCGUCACUGCGGCGGCGACGGCGGCAAACAGCGAUCACGCCGCACCAGCCGCCGUGCCGUGCUUGAAGCUGCUGCGGAUGCUGGACGAAAAGGAUUUGGAUCUGCUGGUAACGUGUUGGACGGCUCGCGUUUGGAAGCAGGCGCAAAAGUCGCUGAGCGGUCCUCCAACGGGUCGGUCAAGAGUCAAGCGAUUUGCAGCACGAUACCUCCGUCUCCGCUACAUGACCGAUCUAGUCUCCUCCAAAUCAACCCCGACGCGACGCCUCGAGGCAUAA
Messenger RNA from Trichoderma virens Gv29-8, 798 nucleotides. RefSeq lists its product as uncharacterized. The coding region runs from base 1 to 798 and encodes 265 amino acids. The record is from RefSeq and is a predicted model, not a curated record. The transcript is spliced from 2 exons. Lineage: Eukaryota; Fungi; Ascomycota; Sordariomycetes; Hypocreales; Hypocreaceae.